This is a messenger RNA of Leucoraja erinaceus (little skate), 4581 nucleotides long. RefSeq names its product dynein regulatory complex subunit 3 (gene drc3). NCBI's taxonomy places the organism in Eukaryota, Metazoa, Chordata, Chondrichthyes, Rajiformes, Rajidae. The transcript has 14 exons. Gene Ontology annotation, molecular function: protein binding. The coding region runs from base 518 to 2095 and encodes 525 amino acids. The record is from RefSeq and is a predicted model, not a curated record.
CAGCAUUGCCGUCCUCAUCUUCUAUAGGCCAAUAUCCAUAUCAAUCAAUGUUGCCAUCAAGUUUGUUCAGUUUCAUCGAGGACGGUAACGACAUUGCCCGGCCCCAUUCACGGAUUAUUUUAUUUUAGAUCAUUUUUCACUUAAAAAAAUAAAACAAUUUCACUUAUUAAUUGCCUUACGAUACAGUGGUGGCGAUGACGAUAGCGCGAGUACUGCGGUGGAGGUGGGACGAGCUAAGAUCACGUGAUAUUUAUCCUAGCAACCAAGAGAAGCUGGGCUCAGGCAGCAUUCACUGGAUGAAUACCCGAUGCUAGCGACGAAAUAUAUUAAAAUAACAGGAGUUUUACCAGGUCUCCUUCAUGCCACAUGUGGCCAAAUACUGCUUUGAUGUCAAAGGCAGUCAAUCCUCAGGAAACUAUAUUUUUAGAUGUGCUGUGAGAAAGUCCAGAGCCAGGUGUUCUUGGAAAAUCCAAUUUGGGCAUCAGUGAGCAGAUUGUUGUGAAUACAGCCGUUUAAAAUGAGCCAGCCUUAUAAAACAAUUGAACCCAGUGUCAUUGAUGAUAAAAUGCUUGAAGAGAUGGUGAAGAAACAGGGACCAUCAGGAAGAGCAGGACAGAUAGCCCAACUGGAAGGAAUUGACUUCAAAGAUGUUGACCACCUUCAACUUGAUUUUCAAAAUAUACUGAAGAUUGACAAUAUGUGGCAGUUCACAUCAUUGACUAAACUCCAGUUAGACAAUAAUGUCAUUGAAAAGAUUGAAGGACUGAACACACUGAGCAACCUGAUAUGGCUAGAUUUAUCCUUUAACAAUAUUGAAAUGAUUGAAGGCCUGGAUGAACUGGUUAAACUGGAGGACCUUAGUCUGUACAAUAACAGAAUUUCCAAAUUUGAAAACAUGGACUCAUUAGUAAACCUGCAAAUUUUCUCCAUUGGAAAAAAUCAUAUCAGUGACCUGGAAUCUUUAUUUUUGCAGGUUGUCUAUUUAAGAAGAUUUAAGAGGCUGCGGACUCUGAAUUUGGCUGGAAACCCUGUUAGUGAAAGUGAACGGUACAGUCUGUACAUCCCUGCCUUUCUGCCUAAUUUGAUGUACCUGGACUUCAGAUUAAUAGAUAAAUUGACAAAAGAACUUGCUUUACAAAUGCAUAACUCUGACAUUGCAUACCUGGUACACCAAGAAGGUUUUGAAUUUAAAUCCCUUGAAAAGAUGAGAUUGGAAGAAGAAGAAUUGGCUUUACAUCAGGACGCUUAUGUGGAAUAUCUGAAUGGACCAGGUCUGUUUGACAGCAUGUAUGCAGAAGAUCUUGAAGCAGCAAAGCUUUUACUGCUUCCUGGAGUGUCUGAAUUUGUGGAACAAUACAAAAUUGAGUUCACCGAGGUUUGCCAGAAACUCUUUAAAUAUGGACUCGAAGGGUAUGACGCACGCAAUAAAGAAGUGGAAGGUUUUUUGGAAUGCUUGCGGGAAGCAAACGAAAAUAAUCAGCAAACUGGAGUAAAAAUGAUCAAGGACUUUGAGGAUAAGAACAAAGAGGCAUUGAAUGAAAUGCAGCACAUUUCUGACAGUGUGCUCAUGGAGAGUAAGACUCGACAUUUGCGGGGGAAAAUCAACAAAUUAUGGAGUAAACUGAUGAGCCUGGAAAUGCAAUUGGUUGACCAACUGGAGGAAGCAUCCAGAGAAUUUGAACGAAAUAUUUCAGAAAUUGUAUCAACUUACAUUGAAAAUGUACAAGCUCUAAUAGCACAGUGCCGGGACCUGGAGAACCGUAACCACGAGAACAUGUUGGAAAUUGCUAUGAGCAGUUAUGACAAGAUGGGAAAGACAGAAGGGGAUGAGGAAAUGCCAGAGGAACUCCGAGCUCUCUUUAUUGAUAAAGAUACAGUUAUUAAUACAGUCAAUGCAUCACAUGACUUGCAUCUACUUAAGAUUGACAACCAAGAAGACAAAAUGGUUACAAAGUCAAAUGCCUGGGUCAGGGAUGUUCUCGAGAAGCUGCAUACAGAUGAAAUAGCCCGCAAUCGUAAGCGAGUUCUGGAAAUUAACAUUUACGUCAGUCAUUGGCGAGAUGAACUAGAUUUCCUUGAGAUUCAGGACACGUAAAGUGAAGUGAGAGCUGUGGUUUCAUGAAUUGUGUUGCUGUGGGAGUUUAACCAGAAACCUGGAUUACUGUGACUUUUAAAGGUGGUUUCUUCUCUAUGACAUGUUUGUAUACAAGAUAGCUUCAUGACUUCCACUAUUGUCUCUGAUUGUUUGUAACCCCAGCAGAGGGAUUGGACUGCACUACUUAGCAGUUGGGUGUCCCCUGAACUACAUAUUUCAUAGAAAUUCCCAGACCUGGGAAUGAACCUUUCAGCAGAGAUGAAAACCUUAUGUUUCAGCAAAUAUACAUUUUCAGACCUAAUAUAGAGCAGGUGGUCAAGAGACCAAGUACUCCAACCUUCCUGCUGGGUUGCAUUUUAAAAAGAAAUGCAGGUUUGGUGUUUUUCCAUUCACCACUUUUGUCCAAUUUCUCUACCAGCCUUCACAGCCUUGGUGGUGAUUUGGAUGAUGAACUUUGUUUUCAACUCUUUUUUAAAUAUUAGAAUAGGAUACACUCAAUUAUUGUUCUGAAGGAAGCAGAUAACUUUAUCGUACAACACCUUAUCUGGUUUUCAGAAUAUGAAAAAGAAACAUUAUUUUUCAUUAAAACUAUACAUUUAAAGAAAGUGUAUUCGCAUUCCUUACGUAACCUCAUGGCAUUUGCAAUAUUACUUGGCUCACUCAUUUUUUAAAUAAUGCAUUAUUUAACAAAUUUCAUAUAAAUUUAAAAUACAUAUUUGAAAAUCAUGUCCUGUCAUUGCAGCAAAUUCAAAAAUGACCAAGUUGGCAUACUAGGCUAGUCGCAUUUGCCUCAUUUGGCCAGUAGCCCUCUAAAUAUCUAUAUUACUGUCCAAAUAUAUUUUAAAGGUUGUAAUUAUAUCCGCUUCUCUAGCUUCAUCUGGCAACUCGUUCCAGAUAAAAACUACCCUCCGAGUUAAAAGUUGCCCCGAGGUCCCUCAAAUUUAUCCCCUCGCCUUAAGCAUAUUAUGGCCUCUAUUUUAUAAUCUUCUCCAUUGGGAAGAAGAUUGCAAGCAUUCAUUUUUCCCCAUCUUGUAUACCUCAAUUAGGUCAUCCCUCAACCUCCUAUGCUCCAAAGAAAAAAAUCUCAGCCUACCCAUUGUAUCCCUGUAAUUCAAUCCAGCAAGCCCAGGUAAUAUACUGUUGAAUUUCCUCUGUACCUUUUCCAACUUAUGGAGAUUCUUCCUGUAGCUGAGUGACAAGAACUGCACACAACGCUCUCCCACAGCUGUUGUCUUACCUGCUGAAUAUUUCUGAUAUAUUGUUUUGUACCAAGUUUAAGAUGAAGGUUUGAUGCCAAAAAUAGUGGAUGGACCAAGUCUAAAACAUUACAAUAUUUGGAAGUAAAGUUUUAAAUGUAGUUUAAAUUCACAAAGUGGUAAUCCUGAAAUUCCCAAAAAAUUGAGGACAAUAAGAAACCAACAAAUAAUGAAAACAAUUUAUAAUAACAAGGAACUGCAGAUUCUGGUUUAUACAAAAAAAUGAUAAAAUGCUGCAGUAACUCAGUGGGUCAGGCAGCAUCUCUGGAGUUAAUGGAUAGAUGAUGUUUCAGAUCAGGACUCUUAUUUAUCCAUGUUCUCUAGAGAUGCUGCCUGGCCUGCUGAGUUACUCCAGAAUUUUGUGUCUAGUUAAAUAGCGAAAGCAGUCUGCAUCAAUAGUACUGAUAUAAACAGAGGAAGCGAUUUCCUGAUGUUAAUGCCCUAAUCAUUAACAAAAUCUAAUCGCACUUUGGCCAAAAUAAAGAAUUAUGAACCAAUGGCAAAAUUAACUACCUGCUACAGUGAGAAAUUACAAAAUAAACCCCUCCAUAAUGUUUGGGACAAAGACCCAUCAUUUAUUUAUUUGCCUCUGUACUCCACAAUUUGAGAUUUGUAAUAGAAAAAAUGCAUGUGGUUAAAGUGCACAUUGUCAGAUUUUAAUAAAGGCCAUUUUUAUACAUUUUGGUUUUACCAUGUAGAAAUUACAACAGUGUUUAGCAAGUCAAGUCGAGUCACUUUUAUUUAUAUAGCACAUUUAAAAAACAACUCGUUGGCCAAAGUGCUUUACAUCGGUGGAGGUAGUAACGUUAUACAACAGUGGUUCAUAGUUUAAAUGCAUACAUAUAGCCUUCACUCAGAGGACAUCAAGAAAGGCUUGAGAAAGGCUUCAUUUAAAUAGUCCCACCAAUGUAAUGUAAAUGAAAGUAGUCAUGUUUAGUAUUUUGUUGCAUAUCCUUUGCAGGCAAUGACUGCUUGAAGUCUGCGAUUCAUGGACAUCACCAGUUGCUGGGUGUCUUCUCUGGUGACUUCAGAAUUCACAUGCUACUACCAUCAGCAGUUGUAUCGUCAAUGAAAAUAAAUGAGCGAGUACCUUCAGCAGCCAUACAUGCCCAGGCUAUAACACCCCCACCACCAUGUUUCACAGACGAGGUGGUAUGCUUUCGAUCUUGGGCAGUUCCUUCCCUCCUCCAUACUUUGCUCUUCCUUGGCCUGCUAGUCCCUUUGCGAUGA